AUGGAACAGAACAUUAAGUUAUCUAAAGCUAUUAAAAUUGCUUCAUUUAUCCUUUUACCAAGGAUAUGUCAUUUUUAUAAUGAUGUGGUUAUUUUUAACAAUUCAUUGUGUAAUAAUUGCAAUAUUUUUAGAAAUCUACGUUCAAGAGAUUAUCGAUUACUAGCAAAAAAUAAACAAAAUAAAGAUUCAUAUAAAUUAUGUUUAAAAGACAAUAUGCCAAAUAAUGAAGAGGGUAAAAAGGAAAAAAGCAAAAAAUCUAAAAAGAAUUCAUUAAAUAAGGUGCAAUAUUAUACAGAAAUUAUGGAUUAUGAUAAUGGAAUAUUUGAUGGAAAACAUUUUCAUUUCGAAAAAAAAUGGAUAAAAAAAAAAAAUUACGAUUAUUUUAUUGAAAAUAACAGGAGAAUUCGUGAUAUCUCCUUAGAGAAAGUAAAAUUUAAAAGUUACGGAUUUGGAGUUACUUUACUUUUUCUUUUUUUCUUGUUGGGAUUAGGCUACCCCAUUUUACAUCAUUAUAAUUUGUUGGAAAGUGUAGGUGGAAAGCUCGUAAGUUUUCUAUCAACUUUUAACGAAAAUAUUAAUACAGCAAUUAAUGCGUCUGGAAUGUGUAUUAUAUUAUUUAGCAUAAUUAUGAUUAUAUUAUCUGUCAUACUAAUAAUAGCGUUACCUAAAAUCUUAAGAAAUAAUGAAAAAUAUGAAAAAAUCAAGUUGAUGAAUGAAUAA
Molecule: messenger RNA, 720 nt
Organism: Plasmodium malariae
Lineage: Eukaryota; Apicomplexa; Aconoidasida; Haemosporida; Plasmodiidae
Product: fam-m protein
Exons: 2
Coding region: 1-720 (239 amino acids)
Source: RefSeq, a predicted model, not a curated record